AUGGACAAGGCUCAAGCGUCACCACGACUGCCUCCCAACCUGCCCCAACACCUGCCUCGUGCCUGUGGGGUCAUCAGCCCGUCCCCAACUUCCUCAUCACAACUGCCUCCUUUGUCUCCCACUGCCACUCCUUCUCCCAGUAUCCGUCCUACAAACUUGGACGAAUUGCUCGACGACUGUUUCCAGAUCUCCAUAGGCCAGCAACAUUUGAUUUGUCAGUCUCGCUUGAAGUAUGCCACGAGCUUCGACAAGUAUUUGACCUCGCUACAUUGCCAUGAAAACUUGGCUUUUUUGAUGGAAAUCUUCAAGUACGAGUACUUUUACGAUAAAAUCUUCCCAGAAAACAUUCUCCAAGCCCGCACUCGUUUGGGCCUGGCUCUCAACUCCACAGCCACUUCAUCCAGUGUCCUCAACUCAAGCCUACCGUCUGCUAUCGAUUUGCUUCCGUUUCCCACGAAAGAUAUGCGUAGGAAAAGCAGAAGAAGCUCUCGUGGAGACUCGCGAAGCCGUGCAUCGCUGGUUCUGGAAUCUCCUUCCGAGCCAAACGUCUUUGACUUCGGCUUUGAAGAGAACUUUGCUCACGAAAACGUCUGGGACAAGCUCAAGGACCAGCACGUCGAUAGCAGCGAUCUGGAGCUUGAGCUGGACUCAGACUCGGAAGUUGACAACAAUGCUCUUUUACUAGAUCAGUGGGCCUACAUCAUGGCAACCUUUGUAUAUGAGGAUUCGCCACAACAGCUUAAUUUGGCCAACGCUACAGUUAAAGAGCUUCUCGACAAGGAUGCUCAGGACACCAUUCAUAAGCCUGCCGUCUUAAUUGACGCCAAGCAGGAGAUUAUCCAGCUUCUUCGCGAGAAUGUUUACGGCUCCUUCCUUUCACAGCAUAAGUCCAGGUCGGACUCUAGAACCACUUCCGCUGCAGGCUCUGCUUCGGUCUCCCGUGCUCAUAGCAGACCUCAGAGUCCUCCUUCAGAAGAUGCUAGUUUUGUUUGUUCCGCAUCGAAUUGCUGCCAGCUUUCUGGAACCAGGUUAUUUUCUGCUGGAUCCCUGGCUGCUGUUUCGUUGUCUCAUACCCCAGUUAACACCCCAGGACCAAAAGGAAAUCUGAAAUGCCACUCUCCAUCUCCACUCCAUCAUCCUUUGGCUUUGAAGAAGACAAUUCUGCCAGGAAGUCCCUUGGUGGAACCACGGAAUUCGGUUUCCGACCUUCAUCACGAAGUCGUUUCGCCUGUCCCCGUGGUUAAAAGAAAAACCCCCAAGUUCUUCCCACACAUCGGCAGCAGUACUCCUUCGGACUCCAGUGGCUCGGAUUUCUCCCUUUCCAGCAUCAUCUCGCAUUUCAAGUCCACUGACCCUGGUACUCCUAAAAAUUCACGCAGCAUCACCACCUCGCAUCCGCAAACACCGUCAGCACUUUCUUCCGGCCUCACACUGCCUGUUUUAAGUGAGUCUGACCAUUUGCGGCCAUCGUCAACCCUGGAAGGCGCCGCUCCUAGCCUGAGUCACUCCCACCGAUUGGGUAAACUCUGGAGACGCCGCAAGUAA
Candidozyma haemuli is the source of this 1545-nucleotide messenger RNA. RefSeq lists its product as uncharacterized. The transcript has a single exon. The record is from RefSeq and is a predicted model, not a curated record. Lineage: Eukaryota; Fungi; Ascomycota; Pichiomycetes; Serinales; Metschnikowiaceae. The coding region runs from base 1 to 1545 and encodes 514 amino acids.